UGCUCUCCUCCCUCUCAGUGAAAGACAGAUCAUUAGAGACACAUGAGCUCAUUUCUUCCAGCAGCCUGUUGGGUGAAAAUGCGUCGUGUAGCCGGUGAUAAAAGUUGCGGGUUUGUGAUCAGCAGUGCGGGGAGAGAGGAGUUCCGGACGGGAGUAAAGCAGAGCAGCUGAGCGAAGCGCACAGAAAACUGAAGGAGUCGCUUUGUUCUGUAAAUAACCAAACCGUUACAUACCGGGCUGUCGGGUGUGUGUGUGUGUGUGUGUGUGUGAGAGAGAGAGAGAGAGAGAGAGAGAGAGAGAGAGAGAGAGAGAGUGUGUGUGUGUGUGUGUGUGUGUGUGUGUGUGGACAUGGAUAACACAGAGAAAGGAAACAAAUCCGACGACGAGCCGGAGUCUCCAGAGGACGAAGAAGUUGAUCCAAGAAUUCAGGGAGAGCUGGAGAAACUGAAUCAAUCGACAGAUGACAUCAAUCGAUGGGAGACAGAGCUGGAGGACUCCAGGCAGAGGUUUCGUGCUGUCCUGGUGGAGGCCACAUUAAAACUAGAUGAGCAGGUCAAGAAGAUCGGCAAAGCCGUGGAGGAGUCCAAGCCGUACUGGGAGGCCCGGAGAGUGGUUCGACAGGCUCAGGUGGAAGCUCAGAGGGCCACGCAGGAGUUCCAGCGAUCCAUAGAGAUCCUGCGAGCAGCGAAGGAAACCAUCGCUCUCGCCGAGGAAAGACUUCUGGAGGAGGACAGCCGGCAGUUUGACUCGGCCUGGCAGGAGAUGCUCAACCACGCCACCCAGAGGGUGAUGGAGGCGGAGCAGAGCAGGACACGCAGUGAACUGGAGCACAAAGAGACAGCGGCCAAAUACAACGCAGCCAUCAACCACAUGAGACAACUGGAGAAGAAACUCAAACGUAAUAUCAACAAGUCACGGCCAUAUUUUGAAUUGAAGUCCAAAUAUUAUCUACAGCUCGAGCAACUGAAGAGGAAAGUGGACGAGUGCCAGGCGAAGCUGUCCCAGGCCAAAACGGAGUACAGGACGGCCCUGCGCAAUCUGGAGGCCAUCUCAGACGAGAUCCACGCUCGCAGACGUCUCGCAGCCAUUGGGCCCCGCUGCUGCGGAGUUGGGGCUGAGAAAGACGUAGGUGAUGGUGAAGACAUCAGCAACUUCAAAAUGGAGUCAGACGGCAUAUCCAUGAUAUCUGAGCCCUUUGAGGAGGAAAACUGUAAUGGUUCUGCCUCAGAUGAAGAACCAGAAACCCAGUCCACCUGCAGCCUGAGCUCCAACUCGGCCCCUGUGGAUGUUCCCUGCACAUACAUCCCGUCCUGCUCACCUUCGUACCCUCUGCUCUUGUCCUCCUGUCCUUUCCCCUCCUCUCUUCCCUCAUUCUCUCCCUGCACCAGAGGUGUGGAGCUGCCCAGCCCAGGCUCCCUGGAGGGCUUCGGCCGUGUCUCGCCUGUUCUGGGACCUCGCAGUGAAUGCAGCGGUGCUUCAUCACCUGAGUGUGAACAGGAAAGAGGCGAAAGAGCAGAAGGUGCUGAGAGAAAACCAGAAAACACUACACGGGCCGGUGGUCAAAAGAGCACUACCUUGGAGGAGGGUGUGAGACGUCUGUCUCUGCAGCGCACAGAAAAGUCACAGACGGAGUCAUUUAGUGCUGCUGCCCCUCUGCUGCUGCUAAACUCAGUUUAAACUAAAAUAAAGACCUAAUCGGAUCUCUCCGAGCUCCUGAGUACUUGUGCACAAGCAUCAUGUGUCAAAGGAACCUUUGUGUCCAGCCCUACACCCUUCUUAUAGACUAACAGAGACGGAGACAGCACAGAGAUUCCGAGGAAGAGAAGUGGAAAGGUUUAAACAAGGAAGCCCAAGACAGAUAAACUAACGUAUAUGCAGACAUUUGCCAGGAUGUGUUCUGGGUGUUUUCGGUCAUGUCCCAAAACAAUUGGCCAUGUCUUCCUGAUCUGCAUAUCACUUCGCCAGACUGACCGUGUUACUCCUGUGUGUUGACCCUCGCAGUGUUAAUGUGUAUAAUGUGUGUCGGCUGUGUUGAAUUGUAGACCUACGUACUUUUCUCCGCAGCUAUACUCUCUCUCUGUAUUUAAUCCUACAUGUUAGUACAGAACUAUGAACUAAAGUAGCAAAGAAAUCUAUAUUUAUAUUCAGUCUUGUUACCAUUGACCAAUGUGUUGUUGUGGCACUGUAAUGUAUAACUGUGUAAUAAACAUGAGCUCAUGGCAUACGCCAUGCCAAGUGUA
Messenger RNA from Ictalurus punctatus (channel catfish), 2240 nucleotides. RefSeq names its product SH3-domain binding protein 5a (BTK-associated) (gene sh3bp5a). NCBI's taxonomy places the organism in Eukaryota, Metazoa, Chordata, Actinopteri, Siluriformes, Ictaluridae. Gene Ontology annotation, molecular function: protein kinase inhibitor activity. Bases 349 to 1677 code for a protein of 442 amino acids. The transcript is spliced from 9 exons. Gene Ontology annotation, cellular component: cytoplasm. The record is from RefSeq and is a predicted model, not a curated record. Gene Ontology annotation, biological process: negative regulation of protein tyrosine kinase activity; intracellular signal transduction.